UUGCCGUCCACCAUGCACAUCAAGCUGCCCUUCAAGCGCCAGCCGCGCAUCGUCGGCGGGCCGGGCCUCGCCGUGCUCACGGACCCGGACCUCUUCACCCUCGUGGCCUCGUACCAAGACGGGCUGCCCAACUCGCUCGUCCACGAGUUCCGGCGCUACAACGAGCGCCUCGAGCGGCUCUUCUACAAGUCGCAGCCAAACCUGCGCGCGCGCACGUCACCCGCGCUCUUCCGCGGCUACGUGCUCGUCAAGCUUCUCAAAGAAGGCGACGUUGACUUUGCACUGCAGCUGCUUCGAAUGUGCCCAACGAACGCGCUUCUCCUCAUUCCGCACCGCGGCGUCAAGUACCCCGUCACGAUGGACCACGCGGUGCGGGCGCGGAGCCUCCCGCUGCUCGCGUCGCUCCACGAACGCGAGCUCGGUACGUGCACGCGCGAUGCGAUGGACAUUGCAGCGGCCAACGGCGACCUCGAGAUCGUUCAGUUCCUGCACGAGCACCGCAGCGAAGGCUGUUCGUCGGACGCAUUUCUGUUUGCGGCCAAGCGCGGGCAUACGGACGUCGUGACCUUCCUCCGCGAGUAUCGACCGGCAGACGAAGAUGUGAUGCCGCUUCAGCCCCAUGGCCGCGCGAUCACGGGCAAGGACGCUUCCAAGGCGGACUGCGUCGUGCAGUAAGCGACGCGUGUUUGACAGCGAUCAAAGGUGUCGCCACGUCGUCGCUGCAGAGCGCACCGAGCAUUUGUCGAGGUGCCUAUGCAAAAGCGCGAGACUGCGAGAUAGGACAUGGGCGCGGAUAGAGUAACAUUGAAGCAAACCAGUACAAUUUAUAUAUGUAAGCAG
Messenger RNA from Saprolegnia diclina VS20, 840 nucleotides. RefSeq lists its product as hypothetical. NCBI's taxonomy places the organism in Eukaryota, Oomycota, Saprolegniomycetes, Saprolegniales, Saprolegniaceae. The transcript has a single exon. Gene Ontology annotation, molecular function: protein binding. The coding region runs from base 13 to 675 and encodes 220 amino acids. The record is from RefSeq and is a predicted model, not a curated record.